Molecule: messenger RNA, 1665 nt
Organism: Fragaria vesca subsp. vesca
Lineage: Eukaryota; Viridiplantae; Streptophyta; Magnoliopsida; Rosales; Rosaceae
Product: polypyrimidine tract-binding protein homolog 1-like
Exons: 10
Coding region: 45-1457 (470 amino acids)
Biological process (GO): regulation of RNA splicing
Cellular component (GO): nucleus
Molecular function (GO): mRNA binding
Source: RefSeq, a predicted model, not a curated record
CCCCAAUUCGAUCAAAUCAAUCUCCGGCCACCGCCGAUUCUUCUAUGUCGACCUCGGGGACGCCGCAGUUCAGGUACACGCAGACGCCGUCGAAGGUGCUCCACCUCCGCAAUCUCCCUUGGGAAUGCGCCGAGGAGGAGCUCGUCGAGCUCUGCAAGCAUUUUGGGAAGAUCGUCAACACCAAAUGCAACGUCGGCGCCAAUCGCAACCAGGCCUUCGUCGAAUUCGCAGACCUAAACCAGGCCAUAAAUAUGGUAUCGUAUUAUGCGUCGUCGUCAGAGCCCGCUCAAGUUCGGGGGAAAACAGUUUACAUCCAGUAUUCCAAUAGACAUGAAAUUGUGAACAACAAAAGCCCCGGAGAUGUUCCUGGGAAUGUGUUGCUGGUUACCAUCGAGGGUGUUGAAGCUGGUGAUGUCAGCAUUGAUGUCAUUCACUUGGUGUUUUCUGCUUUUGGGUUUGUGCACAAGAUUGCUACUUUUGAAAAGGCUGCCGGCUUCCAGGCAUUGAUUCAGUUCAGUGAUGCUGACACUGCAUCUGCGGCGAGGAACGCCUUGGAUGGAAGAAGUAUACCCAGGUACUUGCUUCCAGAGCAUGUCGGUUCAUGCCAUUUGCGUAUCUCGUAUUCUGCACACACUGAUCUGAACAUCAAGUUCCAGUCACACAGAAGCAGGGAUUACACGAAUCCAUACCUACCUGUAAAUCCCACUGCAAUUGAGGGAGUUGUACAGCCUGCAGUAGGUCCUGAUGGAAAGAAGAAAGAGAUGGAGAGUAAUGUGCUUCUGGCUUCCAUUGAAAAUAUGCAGUAUGCUGUGACUGUGGAUGUUAUUCACACGGUAUUUUCAGCAUUUGGCACUGUACAAAAAAUUGCUAUAUUCGAGAAGAAUGGUCAAACACAGGCAUUAGUUCAAUACCCUGAUAUUGCUACCGCAGCCGUUGCCAGAGAAGCUCUAGAGGGACACUGCAUAUAUGAUGGUGGCUAUUGUAAGCUUCAUCUAUCAUACUCUCGUCAUACUGAUCUCAAUGUAAAGGCUUAUAGUGACAAAAGUAGAGAUUAUACAAUCCCAGAUGCUAGUUUGCUUGCGGUGCAAUCUGGCUACCCUGCAGCUCCUGCAGCUUGGCAGAAUGCUCAGGCUUCGCCAGUGUACCAUGGAAAUGAAUAUAGUGCUGCAGCAGCUGGACCGGCUGAAGGUCCUCCUGGAGGUCCUCCCGGACAAGUGCCAUCAUGGGAUCCAAACAUGCAAGCUGGCCGACCAUCGUUUGUUUCUGUUCCCAGCACCUUUCCUGGUCAGAUAUAUCCCACAUCAUCAGGUGGCCCGGUAUAUGCCUCAGCACCAAUGCCUCCGGGCUCAUCACCAAUGCAUCAGCCAGGUGCUCCACCGCAUAUGCGACCAGGUGGUGCGUCACCCCCAGGUGUUCGACCUCCUGGUGCUUCACCUUCUUAUUACGGCCAAUCCUGAAUAAUGGGAUGUAUUUUUCUCCACCUCUUAAACCUAUAUGCUGGUUAUUGCUGGCCCUAUCUUUUGAGUUUUUGGUGGUAAUUUGUCGGGAAUUGGAAAGAAUUUACAUUCCAAAUUCAAUUUGCAGUGCCCUGCUUCGACUAGAAUCUAUUGUGAUUUAAGUCUUGAUUAUGACAUUUGAUUCAGUAUUUUACAAAGAUAUCCUCAC